GGGACACAGUCACCCUCCACUUGCUUUCCAGGCCCGUUAGUAGGAAGCUGGAUCAGAAAUGGAGCAUUCAGGACAUGAACCAUUGCCCAUGUGGGAUGCCAGUGGUUUUACCUAAUAAAUCACAAGAUUUUCCCCUAUUGUAUGUUCUUUUUAUUUGAAAUGCAGAGUUACAGAGAAAAAGAGAGACAGUGAGAGAUCUUUCAUCUCCAGGUUUACUCACCAGAUGCUUGAAAUGGCCACAGCUCUUACCAUUGCUGCCCUUUCGAUUCGGUGGCCUUUGAGGAUGUGUCCGUGAACUUCACCCAUGAAGAAUGGGCGCUACUGAAUGCUUCACAAAAGAAACUCUACAGAGAUGUGAUGCAGGAAACCCUCAGGCACUUGGCCUCUGUAGGACAAAAAUGUCAAGACCAGAAUAUUAAAGAUCGGUGUAAAAAAGAAGCAAGAACUCUAAGAAGUUGUAUGGUAGAGAGACUCUGUGAAAGUGAAAAGGAGAGUCAGUGUGCAGACACUUUCAGGCAGAUUCUAAAUCUCAGCCUGAGCAGGAAGACAACUGGAGUGAAGCCUUAUGAAUGUAUUGUGUGUGGGAAAGACUACAUGCUGCACUCCUCCCUCGUCAGGCACAUCAGAUGUCAUACUGGAUAUAAGCUAGAAGGCCUUAAGUUUGGAGGAAAGCCUUACAAGUGUAAGGUAUGUGGGAAUGCCUUCAGUUACCUCAAAUCCUUCCAAAUACAUGAAAGGACUCACACUGGAGAAAAGCCCUACACACUUCAGCAAUGUGGAAAAACCUUAAUAUACCACCAACCUUUGCAAACGCAGGAACAGACUCACACAGGGAAGAAACCCUAUGAAUGUCAGUACUGUGGCAAAUCGCUCAGUUCUUCCAGUUCUCUCCGAGUUCAUGAAAGGAUUCACACUGGAGAAAAGCCCUAUGCAUGUAAGAAAUGUGGCAAAGCUUUCAGUUGUCCCAGUUCUAUUCAAAUACAUGAAAGAACUCACACUGGAGAGAAACCCUAUAAAUGUAAGGAAUGUGGGAAAGCCUUCAUUUCCCACACAAGUAUACACACACACAUGAUCACACACAAUGGAGACAGACCUUAUAAAUGUAAGGACUGUGGGAAGGCAUUCAUUCAUCCCAGCUUUCUACGAGUACAUGAAAGAAUUCACACUGGAGAGAAGCCCUAUGCAUGUAAACAAUGCGGCAAAGCCUUCAGGUGUUCAACUUCCGUUCAGAUUCAUGAGAGAACUCACACUGGAGAGAAACCUUAUAAAUGUAAGGAAUGUGGGAAAUCCUUUCGUGCUCGCCCAGCCUUCCGAGUACACCUGCGAGUGCACACGGGGGAGAAACCUUAUAAAUGUAAACUGUGUGGAAAAGCCUUCAGCCGUCUCAGCUACUGUCGAGUACAUGAAAGGACUCACACUGGAGAGAAACCCUACAAAUGUAAAAAAUGUGGAAAGACCUUCAAUUACCCUCUGGAUUUGCAAGUUCAUGAAAGAAAUCACACUGGAGAAAAACCCUUUGAAUGUAAGGAAUGUGCAAAAGCUUUCAUUUCUGUUGAAAACUUUCGAAGACACAUGAUCACGCACACUGGUGAAGGGCCAUAUAAAUGUAGGGUAUGUGGGAAAGCUUUCGGCUAUCUCAGUGCUUUGAGAACGCAUGAAAGAACUCACACUGGAGAGAAGCCUUAUGAAUGCAAGCAAUGUGGGAAAGCCUUUAGUUGUUCGGGUUACGUAAAGAUACAUGAAAGAGCUCACACUGGAGAGAAACCUUAUGAAUGUAAGGAGUGUGGAAAAGCCUUCAUUUAUCCCACCAGCUUCCAGGGACACAUGAGAGUACACACAGGAGAGAAACCGUAUAAAUGCAAAGAAUGUGGGAAAGCCUUCAGCCUUCGUAGCUCCUCUCAGAGACAUGAAAGAACCCACAGUCAGGAGAAGCUUUAUGUAUGUAAGCAGUGUGGGAAAGCUUUCCGUUUGUCUAGGUCCUUGCAAAAACAUGUGACAACUCACACUGGAUAGAAACCAAUGAGAAUGUUUCCCAUUUCAAUAAUAAUUCCAAAGUUGUAAACUCCCCAGUGUAGAGAACUGAAUGAAUGUAACAUAAAGAGCUAGAUGCAAGGUAAUCCAAUAGUGUACAAUAUUUUAUCAACUGUGAUCUACUUUUGCUACGAGACUUUGAGGUGAGAACACUUUGUAAGAUUGUGUUAGGAUAGUUCAAGGAGAAAGGCUUUCUGUUGAAAUCAAGA
Ochotona princeps (American pika) is the source of this 2240-nucleotide messenger RNA. Its product is annotated as zinc finger protein 791-like. NCBI's taxonomy places the organism in Eukaryota, Metazoa, Chordata, Mammalia, Lagomorpha, Ochotonidae. Gene Ontology annotation, cellular component: nucleus. Gene Ontology annotation, molecular function: DNA-binding transcription factor activity, RNA polymerase II-specific; RNA polymerase II cis-regulatory region sequence-specific DNA binding. The record is from RefSeq and is a predicted model, not a curated record. The transcript has 4 exons. Gene Ontology annotation, biological process: regulation of transcription by RNA polymerase II. Bases 358 to 2013 code for a protein of 551 amino acids.